AAGGAUGGGCCUGUUUAUACACUCUGGGCACCACUGGUUGGAAAGCCCGGCGGUCUGGGGGAAGCGGGCUCUCGAUUGCUAAACGCCAGAGUCCCCGGGAAAAAAAAAAUCCCGGAGGAGGUGCAGAGCCACACCCCGCGGGGCCCGCGAAGUUCCCCAGCAGUUUCCAGGCAGACACCGCCGAGAUGCGCGACCCGCGGCUGCUGCGUGCUGCCCACCUCGUCCUAGUGUGCGCGGCCGCCGCGCUGGCCGCAGCCCCGGGGCCCCGGUUCCUGGUGACAGUUCCUGGCAUCAUCAGGCCAGGAGGAAUGGUGACUAUUGGGGUGGACCUUCUGGAACACAGCCCCUCGCAGGUUGUUGUGAAAGCCGAGGUGGUCAGGAUGGUGGCCAACCACACUGUCUCUGUCCUGGAUGCAGAAGGAGUCUUUGAGAAAGGUUCUCUCAAGAUGCUUUCUCUUCCUCCGUUGCCUAUGAACAGUGCAGAUGGGCUCUAUGAGCUCCAUGUGAUUAUACAAGACCAAGAUGAAGUUAUAUUCGCUGACAGAACACACUUAUCCUUUGAGACCAAGAGAAUGUCUGUCUUCAUUCAAACCGACAAAUCCAUAUACAAAGCAAAGCAAGAAGUGAAGUUUCGUGUUGUGACACUCCUCCCAGAUUUUAAGCCUUACAAUACCUCGUUGAACAUCCUCAUUAAGGACCCAAAGUCAAAUCUAAUUCAGCAGUGGUUGUCGGAACAAAAUGAUCUCGGAGUCGUUUCCAAAACUUUUCAAUUAUCUUCUCAUCCAAUACUUGGUGACUGGUCCAUUCAAGUUCAAGUGAAUGACCAGACGUAUUAUCAGUCAUUUCAUGUCUCAGAAUAUGUAUUACCAAAAUUUGAAGUUGCUUUGCAAACACCACUAUACUGUUCUUUGAAUUCUAAAAGCUUAACUGGUACCGUGACAGCAAAGUAUACUUAUGGGAAACCAGUGAAAGGAGAUGUAACACUUACAUUUUCACUUUUGUCCUUUUGGGGAUUGAAGAAAAAUAUUACCAAAAAAAUUAAGAUUGAUGGAUCUGCAAACUUUUCUUUUACCAACGAAGAGAUGAAAAAGGUAAUAGGUUCUUCUCAUGAGCUUUCUGAACACGUGACUCCAUCUGUUCCUGGGCCAGUAGAAAUUUUAGCCACAGUGACAGAAUCUCUUACAGGUAUCUCAAGAAAUGCAAGUUCGAAUGUAUUUUUCAAACAAUACGAUUACACUAUUGAUUUUUUUGAUUAUGCUACUGUCUUGAAGCCAUCUCUCAACUUCACAGCCACUGUCAAGGUGGCUCGAAGUGAUGGCAGUCUGCUGACUCAUGAAGAAAGAAGAAAUAAUGUCAUCAUAAGAGUGACACAGAAAAAUAGCACUCAGAUUUGGAGCCGUUGGGACAAUGAGAAUCAGGAAAUGCUAUCUGUCCAGAUCAUAAAUUAUACUGUCCCUUCCAAUGGAAUUUUUAAAAUUGAAUUCCCCAUUCUUAAUGAUUCCAGCAAGCUACAAUUGAAGGCAUCAUUUCUUGAUAGCGAAGGUGGUAUUGCAGUUCAUGGCGUAUUUAUGUCUCCCAGUAAGACAUAUAUCCAACUGAAAACAAGAGAAGAAAGCAUAGUGGUGGGGUCACCGUUUGAACUGGUGGUGAGUAGCAGCAAGUCAUUGAAGGAGUUCAGCUAUAUGGUAGUAUCCAGGGGGCAGUUGGUUGCUCUAGGCAAACAAACUUCAACAAGCUUCUCUUUAACACCAGAGAAUUCUUGGGCUCCAAAAACCUGUAUAAUCGUGUAUUAUAUUGAAGAUGAUGGGGAAGUUAUAAACGAUGUUCUCAAACUUCCUGUUCAGCUUGUUUUUAAAAAUAAGAUAAAUCUCUUUUGGAGUAAAGCAAAUGCUAAACCAUCUGAGAAGGUCUCUCUUAGGUUCUCUGUGACACAGCCAAAUUCGCUCGUUGGCAUUGUAGCUGUUGACAAAAGUGUGAUGCUGAUGAAUGCUACAAAUGAGCUGACAAUGGAAAAUGUGGUCAAUGAAUUGGAACUUUAUAACACAGGAUAUCAUUUCGGCACAUUCAUGAAUUCUUUUCAGGUCUUUCAAGAAUGUGACCUCCAAGUAUUUACAGAUGCAAACCUGACGAAGUUUUAUAGCUCCAGCCUUGAUAUUGAUUAUAAUGCUUUUGACUUAGAAUAUUCCAUAGAGGAAGCUGGAUCCAUGGAUUUAAAUGACUUUGCUUCUGUUAGCAGUCCACAUGUCAGAAAGAAUUUCCCAGAGACUUGGAUUUGGCUAGACACUCACCUGGGUUCCAAAAAUUUGCAAGAAUUUGAAGUUACUGUACCUGAUACAAUUACUUCAUGGGUGGCAACUGCUUUUGUGAUCUCUGAGGACUUGGGCCUUGGACUAACAACUACUCCAGUAGAGCUGAAAGCCUUCCAGCCAUUUUUCAUUUUCUUGAAUCUUCCCUACUCUGUUAUCAGAAGUGAAGAAUUUGCUUUGGAAGUCACCAUAUUUAAUUAUUUGAAAAAUUCCACAGAGGUUGAGGUAAUCAUUGAGAAAAGUGACCAGUUUGAUAUUCUAAUGACUUCAAAUGAAAUAAAUGCCACAAGGCAUCAGCAGACCAUUUUGGUUCCCAGUGAGGAUGGGGCAACGGUUCAUUUCCCAAUCAAGCCUACACAACUAGGGGAAAUCCCUAUCACAGUUAGUGCGAUUUCACCAGUUGCUUCUGAUGCCAUCACCCAGAAGAUUCUAGUAAAGGCUGAAGGAAUAGAAAAGUCAUUUUCACAAUCUGUUUUGUUAGAUUUGACGGACAACAAAGUAACAGCUACCACAAAAACUUUGAGUUUCUCCUUUCCUCCAGACACAGUGAGUGGUAGUGAAAGAGUUCAGCUCACUGUAAUAGGAGAUAUUCUUGGUUCUUCCAUCAAUGGUCUAGCCUCAUUAAUCCGUAUGCCUUAUGGCUGUGGUGAACAGAACAUGAUCAGUUUUGCUCCAAAUAUAUAUGUUUUGGAUUACCUGACUAAAAAGAGACAACUGACAGAAAGUUUAAAAGAAAAAGCCCUUUCAUUUAUGAGGCAAGGCUACCAGAGAGAGCUUCUCUACCAGAGGGAAGAUGGCUCGUUCAGUGCUUUUGGGAAUGAUGACCCUUCUGGGAGCACCUGGUUGUCAGCUUUUGUUUUAAGAUGUUUCCUUGAGGCUGAUUCCUACAUAGAUAUUGAUGAGAACGUGUUACACAGAACAUAUACUUGGCUUAAAGGACGUCAGAAAUCCAGUGGUGAAUUUUGGGAGCCGGGAAGAGUGAUCCACAGUGAGCUACAAGGUGGCAAUAAAAGUCCAAUAACACUCACAGCCUAUAUUGUAACUUCUCUCUUGGGAUAUAGAAAAUAUCAGCCUAAUAUUGAUGUGCAAGAAUCUAUCAACUUUUUGGAGUCUGAAUUCAGCAGAGGCAUUUCAGAUAAUUACACUCUGGCUCUAAUAACUUAUGCACUGUCAUCAGUGGGGAGCCCACAAGCGAAGGAAGCUUUGAACAUGCUGAACCAGAGAGCAGAACGGGAAGGAGACAUACAAUUCUGGGUGUCAUCGGUGUCCAAACUUUCUGAAUCUUGGCAGCCUAGAUCCCUGGAUAUUGAAGUUGCAGCCUAUGCCUUGCUCUCACACUUCCUGCAACAUCAAAUCAUGGAGGGACUCCCGAUUAUGAGGUGGCUGAGCCGGCAAAGGAAUAGUUUGGGAGGCUUUGCCUCCACUCAGGACACCGUUGUGGCUUUGAAGGCCCUUUCUGAGUUUGCAACCCGAAUGAAUACGGAAUGGACAGAUAUGCAAGUGACGGUGACAAGACAUGAUUCACAGAGUCCUGUGAAGUUUUCACUUGACAACAAGAAUCGCUUUCUGCUCCAGGCAGCAGAGCUUGAUUUUGUACAGCCAACUGAAGUUAAUAUUUCUGCAGGUGGUUCUGGAUUUGCUGUUUGCCAGCUCAAUGCAGUUUACAAUGUGAAAGAGUCAGAGUUGUCCAGGAGACGGAGAUCAGCCCCUAAUCAGGAAGCUUUUGAUUUAGACCUUUCUGUAAGAGAUGAUACCGAGGAUCCUGAUCACUUCGACUUGAAUGUGUGCACAAGGUUUUUGGGCCCAGCUCCGAGUGGCAUGGCCCUUAUGGAAGUUAACCUCCUCAGUGGCUUCACUGUGCCUCCAGAUGCCAUUUCUCUGAGCGAGACAGUGAAAAAAGUGGAACAUGAUCAUGGCAAGCUCAACCUAUAUUUAGAUUCUGUAAAUCAGACUGAGUUUUGUGUUGAUAUUCCUGCUGUGAGAAGCUUUAAAGUCUCAAAUACACAAGAUGCUGCCGUGUCCAUAGUAGAUUACUACGAACCAAGGAGACACGCCGUGAGAAGCUACAACUCCAGAGCUCAGCUGUCCUCCUGUGACCUCUGCAGAGACACCCUGGGCUGCAGAGUUUGUGAGAACAGAGCCACAGCCUCUGCCUGUCACUCCAGGGCCCUUUUUGUUUUGUGGUUCACACUUCUGUUCUCUUUGCAGUACUGGCUGUGACUUUUUUUUUUAGGGACUCCAUGGACCCCACUUCCAAAUUGCACGUGAUCAUAUAGUUUUCAUAAUCAAACUUUGCAUCUGAAUAUUUCUUAACGGCGAUCUUUUUUUUUUUUUUUCUUCCUAUGGGGCUGGAGAAGGGUGUUGUGUGACAAGAUCUAGUGUGUACAGCUACAGAGAGCUCUUCUCCUGACUUGGAGGGGACCCUAAUCAAAGUGAUUGCAAUAUGUAUCUCAUUCCCCCCCCCCGCAAAUAUUUCCAGAUUGGGGGGGGGUUCUCCAGAAUAAAUUUGCUAUUUUAAAUUAGUUAGUCUCUUCAUCUUCUAGAAAAAAUGAGCCCAGGUGUGUAACCAUUAUUAUGCACCUGCUGUUGGCUUCAGAAUCAAGACUGAGUUCCUGGGAACUGGGAGAAAGCAACUAGGCGGAGUGACCUUAUUUUCUACAUUUUCUCUCGCCCCAUAGCCCAUCACAUAAUGAUCUUGUUCUCUCUCUCUCUCUCUCUCUUUCUCUCUCUCUCUGUCUCUCUCGUUCUAGCCAGAGCACUGCUCAGCUCUGGUUAUUGAUGGUGCCAGUGGCUGAAGCUAAACCUUUGGCAUGCAAGACCUCUCCAUAACCAACCCUUAAUCUAUCCUUUUAAAUUGGGCACAAAUUCUUUUUCUAGCAUAGAAGUGGUGAAUGAAAAAAAUAUAUUAUGGUGUUUUUCUACUUAACAUGCAAUCACAUGCCCCAGCCCUUGCCCUCUCUCUACUCUGAAGGGAACGCAGUUUCCUGUGUUUCACAUACUGUGUGAGAGACUGAGAAUGAGAAGCAGGCUAAAAACUGGUAAAAGGGCUUUCAGGUACUAGUUCCCUGCUUACUUCCUCAGCUCUGCAGGUUGGCUCUUUAAGUAGGACUGAGAGAGUGUAAUGCAAUAGACACCUUUUGCAACUUAGACUAGUGGAUCCUAGACCAGAAUCAUAUGUAUUGUUAAAAGAGUGAUAAGCCGGAGGGCUAUCAGUGUUGAGAUGCAGCAGAACAAACUCCUUGUGGGCUGGAGUUGGGGAGAUUAUGUUUCAGUAGGAAUCAGAAUCUCCUUGUUAUUGUUGGGGGUGGCCCAAGACCCAGUAGAAACUUUUCCAGGCUGCUGUGUCUGAGCACUAGUCCACCAGCUCUCUUGAGACCCACUGGCUUGCUCACUGGCUUGCUUUCAGCCUUUCAGAAUUCCUGCAUUUUGAUCACUUGAAUCAUUGCUUAUCUGUGAAGGAUGAUAAUGAUUUAUCUGGAUAAAAAAUUUAAAGAAAAGCUUCUUUCCCCUCUUCUUUCUUUUUCUCUUCUCUCUCUUUAAUUAAAGCAUUCAUUCAUUUUUUUUUCCUGCUCUCCUUUUAAGGCAUAUUGAAAAAUUCUGUACAUAUAUACAAUUAAAGAUCUUUUUACUUAAUCUAAGGAAUGGUUUAAUUUUUCUCCGUAACUCCAUGGCAUGCCUCUCAAGUGAACAUGGAGAGGAUAAUUGUUGUGGGGUCUAAAAAGACUGCAUGACAACAUUUUUGUUUUAUAUUGACAGCAUUUUUUUUAACUGUUCAAAAAGAAGCCCGUCAAAAUAAUAAAAUCUGAAAACUUG
Messenger RNA from Erinaceus europaeus (western European hedgehog), 6119 nucleotides. It is a transcript of the gene CD109, whose product is annotated as CD109 molecule. The record is from RefSeq and is a predicted model, not a curated record. The transcript is spliced from 34 exons. Gene Ontology annotation, molecular function: endopeptidase inhibitor activity. Bases 186 to 4526 code for a protein of 1446 amino acids. Gene Ontology annotation, cellular component: extracellular region. Lineage: Eukaryota; Metazoa; Chordata; Mammalia; Eulipotyphla; Erinaceidae.